CGAGAUUCUUUUCUUUCUUUUUUGUAUACAAAAGGUGAAUAGACUAAAAUGCAGCUGAACGCAGCAACAACAUGUGAAUUACAAUGGCUAUCUCAAAUGAAUGUCAAUAUCAACACGACUGCCUCAAGAAAGACGACUAUUAUAGGAACAAUUGGUAAGAUCAUUCAACAUUAUGCAUAGAGAUAACUGUAGUGGUACAAAUUAAACUUUCUAUUCCAAACAAACAAACAAAAAAAAAGGCCCCAAAACAAACAGUGUAGAGACGAUUACACAAUUAAGAAAUGCUGGAUUGAACGUAGUUCGUAUGAACUUUUCACAUGGCUCUUAUGAGUACCACCGAUCCGUCAUUGACAAUACACGGAAGAGUACACAAAUGUAUCCUGGACGACCUACUGCUAUCGCUUUGGAUACAAAGGGUCCAGAAAUAAGGACAGGCAUAAUGAAAGAUGAUAUUGAGAUACCUAUCAAAGCUGGACAUGAAUUCCUGCUUAGCGUCGAUGACAAUUUUAAAGAGAAAUGUGACGACAAAGUCAUGUAUAUCGAUUACAAGAAUUUACCAAAAGUGAUUCAAACCAACAAAUUGAUAUACGUUGAUGACGGUGCCUUAUCACUCAAAGUGAUAGAAGUUUUAAAAGACAGUGUUCGCGUCAGAGCCCUGAAUGAUGGUAAACUGUGCUCCCGUAAGGGUGUCAAUCUUCCUGGCACACCAGUCGAUUUACCAGCUCUCUCUGAGAAAGAUAAGGCCGACCUUCAAUUUGGAGUGACGAACAAAGUCGAUAUGAUUUUUGCUUCUUUCAUUCGACGCGGUCAGGAUGUAAAGGAUAUUCGAAACGUAUUGGGUGAGAAAGGAAAGCAUAUCAAGAUCAUAUCAAAGAUUGAAAACCAUCAAGGCGUCGAAAAUUUUGACGAGAUUCUAGCAGAGACGGAUGGAGUUAUGGUGGCUCGUGGUGAUAUGGGUAUUGAAAUACCAUUAGAGCGUGUUUUUAUUGCCCAGAAAAUGAUGAUAGCCAAAUGUAACCUUGCUGGCAAACCCGUUAUUUGUGCGACGCAGAUGCUCGAAUCAAUGACAUAUAAUCCGCGACCCACUCGUGCAGAAGUUUCUGAUAUUGCUAAUGCCGUUUUGGAUGGCGCCGAUUGCGUUAUGCUUUCAGGCGAAACGGCUAAGGGUAAUUAUCCUAUUGAGGCCGUUCGUACAAUGCAUCAAACGUGUUUGCUAGCUGAAUCUGUCAUUUGUUAUCCGAAACUCUUUAACGAGAUUCAGACACUCCAGCCUCUUCCUACUACCACCACCGAAACAAUUGCAUGCGCUGCUGUCAACGCAGCUCUAGAACAAGAAGCUAAGGCUAUCUUGGUCCUGACGACAUCAGGUGCCUCAGCUGCUAUGAUUUCAAAGUAUCGGCCCUCUAUGCCAAUUAUUGUCAUUACGCGAAACCCGGCGACAGCACGUCAAAUCCAUCUCCACAGAGGUUGCUUCCCUUUUUAUUACCCUACCGCUUCCUCGAAAGAAGCCAGCAGAUUGAGUGCCUCUAACAGCACUGAUUAUUUGAGUCCAUUGGAUUUGGCUCCUUGGCAAGACGAUGUAGAUAUGAGAAUGAAGUGGGGCAUGGAGCAAGCAAUGAAAUAUGGGUUAAUCGGACACAACGAGCCUAUUAUUGCUAUUCAAGGAUGGAGAGGCGGAUUGGGUAAUACCAAUACCCUCCGUAUUCUCAUCACUCCUUAGUUGGUCAAGGAACAAAAGCGCAUUCAGUUCCCUAAUUGCAAUAUCUGCAAAUCAUAUCUUUCCAUUUGUAUGUUUUUCAAUCAUUUCGUACAUUAAAUGCUGCAAUCUGACCAUAAUAUCAGUUGUAACUUCAAACAAAUAAAACUGCAUAAACAAAAAAUUA
Molecule: messenger RNA, 1883 nt
Organism: Mycotypha africana
Lineage: Eukaryota; Fungi; Mucoromycota; Mucoromycetes; Mucorales; Mycotyphaceae
Product: pyruvate kinase
Exons: 9
Coding region: 305-1720 (471 amino acids)
Biological process (GO): glycolytic process
Cellular component (GO): cytoplasm
Molecular function (GO): magnesium ion binding; potassium ion binding; pyruvate kinase activity
Source: RefSeq, a predicted model, not a curated record